AUGCCACACCUCCGGCGCCAACCUAACCCACAUGAUCUCCAGGCGCAAGGGCCUAAUGCCCCCGGGAGUCUCCGCGCGCAAUUCCAAACCCCGCCAACUCGACACACCCCUUCCAACCCAACUCAUCGACACAUACCCUCUUCCGAAUCCCAUGAGAUAACUCCAGAACAAUUGCCUCCAAUGGCGCCUCCCUCGGGAAUCCCCAAUCCUUUCUCCAUUUUUGGACGUGGAAGACUAGCGCAGCCUCCACCACCUCCUGCUGAAUUGGUGGAUGAUAUGGAAGAGGAUGAGGUGUUUGGUGACGCUGAUGACGACUAUGAUCCUAAUGCGCGAGGCAUAGCACAAAGUGAAUAUGAUGUUGGCAUGAUGCCAGAAGAUGACAUAGACCCGGACGAUGAGAUCGAGGAUACUGGUGAUCUAGAGAUCGAGGAACUCGACGCAGAGCUAAAUAGGCAAUUUGAAGCCGACGAGGAGAUGCAUGAUCGAGAAAAAUCACCUUCUCCUCUCCCACCUAAUGUCCGUGAGAUCUCAUCCCUCGCUUCCUGGACCGUUUCUACCUCCAAACCUGGCUGCGGUGUCGCGGCUCUUCGACACCCUUCCCCUCAACAAUACUGGCAGUCUGAUGGCCCACAACCACACUAUCUGACCUUGCACUUCUUCAAACUUGUCGCUAUUGUACGCAUUCGUGUGUACCUCGACUUUGAGCUAGAUGAAAGCUACACACCUACAAAGAUGAUCUUUCUAGCUGGUAUGGGCGGGAAUGACCUUGUUGAAUUCGCGACCUGGGAGGGAGAUGGCCCAUGUGGCUGGGUUGAUGUACCCCUAGAGGGUGUUGGAGGCCGGAAUGGUGGCUGGGUCCAGGAAAAUACCCAUUUGCGCGACCGCAACGCUAAGAAUAAUCGGCACAAGUCGCAAGCGCAUGGCUAUGAUCAUAUCCAGCAAGGUGAAGGUUCUGAUGCAGAGUCGUUUGAUGGUGUUGAUCCGAUUAGUGACGAGCUGGAUCCAUACUGUGGCAAUGUACUCAAGGCGAUGGUUGUCCAGAUGCGCAUCGUGGAGAAUCAUCAAAAUGGAAAGGACACCCAUGUGCGUGGUUUCCAGGUGUUCUCUUGUGAUGAUAACCGCGCCAAGAAUGCUGCUGCUCCAUCGGCAUCUGCAGAUGCUCGCGAUCGUCAUCGUCGACACAGUGCACGCCAAUCUCUUCGUUCAAGUAUCCAUGAUCCUGGUCAACAUGCCCGGUUGGCAAGUGAAGAUCUUGAUACUAGCAGACUAGGCGCAGCAUCUGGUCUUGAUGAGCCUGAUUGGAUGGGUGAACCUGUGAUUCGUUAA
Messenger RNA from Penicillium malachiteum, 1326 nucleotides. Its product is annotated as anaphase promoting complex subunit DOC1. Gene Ontology annotation, biological process: protein K11-linked ubiquitination; anaphase-promoting complex-dependent catabolic process. Lineage: Eukaryota; Fungi; Ascomycota; Eurotiomycetes; Eurotiales; Aspergillaceae. Bases 1 to 1326 code for a protein of 441 amino acids. The record is from RefSeq and is a predicted model, not a curated record. The transcript has 2 exons. Gene Ontology annotation, cellular component: anaphase-promoting complex.